Molecule: messenger RNA, 822 nt
Organism: Colletotrichum tamarilloi
Lineage: Eukaryota; Fungi; Ascomycota; Sordariomycetes; Glomerellales; Glomerellaceae
Exons: 1
Coding region: 1-822 (273 amino acids)
Source: RefSeq, a predicted model, not a curated record
AUGAAGCCGCUUCUGGCAACGCUCCGACAAUCGCUCUCAGUAGGCACUUAUAUACAGAAGUCUGACACAAACACAAGGAUGAAGACACUCACAAUAGCAGUAAUCGGCCCCAGAGGCUGUGGUAAGACAACAUUUAUCCGAUCCCUAUUCGAAAACGCGGGCGACUACGUAGCCGCCCAAGAUGACGACAUCAGCAUACACACAGCCAACCUCGAUGAUCAGGACCUUCAAAUGCAUCUCAUUGACACACCCUACCUCUCUCCCGACAAGCGGCGUCUCCCAGACAUGGAGACACUCAACUACAUCAAGACCCGGCUCAAGUCCAUGGACACACAGAUAGACGGCGUCAUCUACCUCCAGCGCAUCAUGGAUCUAAGCUACGCUGACUACGCAGCUCGUAACCUGGACGCUUUUUUGAACGCCUUCAAGUCCCGUGGAUUCCGGCACGUCGUCGUCGCUGCCACAAACUGGGAUCGUGUUACGAGUGAGGCUGACAGCUCGGCGCUGGAGGGGUACUUCUACGAUCAUCUGGACCGCGAAUCUUUGGCCAGUUCACUGGGAGUACGGAUCCAGCGAGCUAGGUUGAGCGACUCGACGGACGCGAGUUGGGAUCUUUUGGAAAGUAUGAGGUAUGUCGAGACGCCGGAGCCGUCUCCGCCGCCUUCACCACCGCCACCUACCCCGGCUUCACCAUUACCUUCGUCUCCCGCCCCCGACGCCUCUUGGGUUCCUGGUGGUCACGAUUGCGAAGGGCCGUCGUCUGCUACAACUAAAGACAUCCGUCAGGAUAUGAAGUCGAGAAAGGGGUUGUUUUUGUACUGA